Molecule: messenger RNA, 1892 nt
Organism: Syngnathus typhle (broad-nosed pipefish)
Lineage: Eukaryota; Metazoa; Chordata; Actinopteri; Syngnathiformes; Syngnathidae
Product: lysosomal Pro-X carboxypeptidase-like
Exons: 9
Coding region: 277-1788 (503 amino acids)
Biological process (GO): proteolysis; negative regulation of systemic arterial blood pressure; angiogenesis involved in wound healing
Molecular function (GO): dipeptidyl-peptidase activity; serine-type exopeptidase activity
Source: RefSeq, a predicted model, not a curated record
GUUGCUGACUUUUGCAAUGUGCUGACGGCUAAGCAAAUAAUUCCUGAUGAAAUGUGACCCAAAUGCAAGAUUAGAGAACGCCGAGAGGAACUUCACAUUUAUGCUGAGUAGGUGGUCCCGUGAGAAUAACUGUUGCUUUAUUUAGAACAACUCGGAUGUCUGCUGACUGGCUGACUGCACAGAUUCACUUCCUUUUCCCUCCUCCUGAGGAGGAUCAUCCGGUCUUCUUUCCCCAAAAUGUGCUGACGACGGGAGUCUUGACAGCGCUGCAGAAAGAUGACGUUAGGGGCCGGGAAGGCACGUUUGGACAGAGUUACCUUCACCGGCGUGCUCUUGUUCCUUGUUGGCUCUUCGCACGCCUUCAAAACGCAACUGUUCCGUAGACAUGGAGCCUCCUUUCACUCUCCUGACAUCCCCGUCAGCUAUGAAACUUUUUACCUUGACCAGAAGAUUGAUCAUUUUGGCUUCGUAGAAGACGGCACUUUCAAACAGCGCUACCUUGUGGCCGACAAACAGUGGCGCUCGCCGGGCGGACCCAUUUUGUUCUACACGGGCAACGAAGGUGACAUCACCUGGUUCUGCAACAACACCGGUUUCAUGUGGGAUGUUGCCGGGGAGCUGGGCGCCAUGUUGAUCUUUGCAGAACACCGCUACUACGGAGAGUCGAUGCCUUUUGGAGCCGAUUCUUACAGUGAUAGCAAACACCUCAACUACCUGACGGCAGAGCAGGCCUUGGCGGAUUUUGCCGUCCUGAUCCAACACGUGAAGGUCAGCAGAGCCGGAGCCCAGCGCAGCCCGGUCAUCGCCAUCGGGGGGUCCUACGGGGGGAUGCUGGCCGCCUGGUUCAGGAUGAAGUACCCCAAUGUCGUUGUCGGUGCUCUAGCAUCCUCUGCGCCAAUCUGGCAGUUCUCAGGUAUGGUGCCAUGCGGGGACUUCUUCAAGGUGGUCACGCGGGACUUUGCCAAAAGCGGACCCAACUGCGACGCAAACAUCCGCGCGUCCUGGAGGGCCAUCAAUAACCUCUCCGCCACUGCGUCAGGUCUGGAGUGGCUGUCCGAAGAGUUCAGCUUGUGUGCGCCGCUGAAGAGCGACAAGGACGUGUUGGCCUUCAAGAGUUGGCUCCAGGAGACGUGGGUGAACUUGGCCAUGGUGGACUACCCAUACAAGGCCGACUUUCUACAACCACUGCCCCGCUGGCCCAUUCAGGCCGCGUGCAAGUAUCUGGCCUUGGAUUCAUCCGCUUCCAUCAAGCAGCUCCUUCACGGCGUGUCCCAAGCGGCCAAGGUCUACUACAACUACACGGGAAGCUCCUCCUGCCUCAACACCUCCGAGACGGCCACCGGCAGCCUCGGAAUACUCGGCUGGGACUAUCAGGCCUGCACUGAAAUGGUGAUGCCCAUGUGCACCGACAGAGUCAUGGACAUGUUUGAGCCCGGCGAGUGGAACUUCCAGGCCUUCUCGGACGAGUGCCACGCCAUGUUCGGCGUCAGGCCGCGAGCCGACUGGGCGGGCGUGGUUUUCGGCGGGAAGGACAUCGCUUCGCACAGCAACAUCAUCUUCAGUAAUGGAGGCCUGGACCCCUGGUCGUCCGGCGGGGUGACGCACAAUUUGUCUGACUCCCUGGUGUCCAUCAUGAUUCCGGACGGCGCGCAUCACCUGGACCUGCGCUACGCCAACGAUCUGGACCCGCCUUCUGUAAGGGAGGCCCGCAUGUUGGAGCUGAGUUACUUUUGGAAGUGGAUCAAACAAGCCACUAAAAAGCACCAAAAGGCGUCAGAGUCCGGCUGAAACACUCCAAGAUGAUUUAUUUUUUCUGUUUUUGGAUCAAAUGCAUUUGAUGAUUUCUGUUGUGUUUUUUUACAAAUCUGACUAAAACUUUUAUGAAAUCAAAA